AACUUCUUCAUUCAAUUUGAUAGUUGUGUUGUAUGGUUUGUUUUUUAAUUUCGUCACUCGGUGAAAGUCUAUAAAUAGGUCUGUUGCUACUAUAUUGUAGAGAUUUCUAUAUUGACACGACUUUGAGCAAGGAAACGAAAACAUCGAAUGAGUUCAGUGAAGGUGUCAUUUGGCUUUUGGAAGUUAUCUAGUGUCGUGGUUCAAAAUUUUAGCCGUCACAAGUAUUCCACAUAUCGACAGAUUGUAAAUCGAUUAGGUAGCAGUAACCAAAUAGCAAAUACAGCAAUUACCAAAUCCGUCAGCUACAGUGAACCAAUUUACCUCAAAUAUAAUACGUUUGUCCGUCGAUCGUUCAGCACCUACAAAAUGGAAACAAAAGAAGCGCUUCGACAACGUUUAACACCCAUCCAAUACCAAGUUACACAGGAAGCUGGCACCGAACGUCCGUUUACUGGAAAAUACAAUAAAUUUUAUGAAACUGGCGUAUAUCAGUGCAUCGUGUGUCAUGAAGAUCUCUUUAACUCUGAUACUAAAUACGACUCGGGGUGUGGGUGGCCGGCAUUUAACGACGUUGUUGAACAAGGAAAAGUCACAUUGCACAAAGAUACCAGCAUCUCAGGCACCAAUUUACUCCUUUUAAUCAAAAAUCCAGACCGCGUCCGGACGGAAGUGAGAUGCUCGAAAUGUGGAGCACACAUGGGUCACGUGUUUGAGGAUGGUCCAAAGCCAACACGUAAAAGGUAUUGCAUAAAUUCAGCCGCUAUUGAUUUCAUCUCGGCCGAAGAACGAAACAAAAACCAACAAAACAGUUGAAUGCAGAACGAACAUUGAUUGUAAACGAAAAAAAAUUCUCUAGCAUUAAACAAAUUCAAACUAAUGAUUGUUUUUUUAUAAAUGGUUUUCCAAACAAAAACUUA
Messenger RNA from Contarinia nasturtii (swede midge), 917 nucleotides. RefSeq names its product methionine-R-sulfoxide reductase B1 (gene SelR). The transcript has 5 exons. The record is from RefSeq and is a predicted model, not a curated record. The coding region runs from base 148 to 813 and encodes 221 amino acids. Gene Ontology annotation, biological process: protein repair; response to oxidative stress. Gene Ontology annotation, molecular function: peptide-methionine (R)-S-oxide reductase activity. Gene Ontology annotation, cellular component: cytoplasm. Lineage: Eukaryota; Metazoa; Arthropoda; Insecta; Diptera; Cecidomyiidae.